AUGAGAUGCCCAACUGACCGAAGUAGGUUUGUUGCCUCCGUGUUUUUGGUGAAUUAUCGUCAGGCCUGGUGUCCUGCUCUGACGAUGUCCGUGACACGAUGGAUGAAAGCUCAGCAAGGAUCCAUCGGGGUCGCAGGGUGGUGCGCCGAGGACCUGUUCGCACAAAUCACCAACCACAGCUCCAAGGCGACGCACCCUGCCACACAGCCUUCGGUGAAACCAAGUUGCGAAUCCCUUCCACCCGCCUCUUCAAACCAAAUGAAAGGUACUCCAACAUUAAUAGAUCAAGGGAUUCUUCGAAACCCACUUUUGCUACAGAAAUUUAGUCAACUGUUUGCUAUCCGCUAG
Messenger RNA from Protopolystoma xenopodis, 348 nucleotides. NCBI's taxonomy places the organism in Eukaryota, Metazoa, Platyhelminthes, Monogenea, Polystomatidea, Polystomatidae. The record is from the annotation of a GenBank genome assembly.